AUGAGUUAUGAUAAUGUAGGAAAUAAAGUUGAUGAAGAAAUUGACAAUAUAAAUAUUUAUUCAGAGUCUAUUAGUAGUAUAGACAAAUCUACUAUAGUUCAUGAAAAAUUGAUUGAGAACUCAAAUGAAUUGAACUCUAUUAUAAAUACAGAAAUAUCAAGUGAAAAUAAGAUAUCACAGCUUCAAACUUCUUCAUUUAUUAAUGAUGUUAACAGUGUUUCUGUGGGUUUCAGCUAUAUUCCAACGACUGGAACAUUAAGUAAUGAAUUCGAAGAAUUAGUAUAUGAUAAAAAAAGUUCAGAAGUUGUUUCUAUCAAAUUUUCAGGUGAAACAAAAGUAAAUGAGGAAACAUUAAAAAUGUUAAAUAAUGAUUGUAAAAAUAACAUCAAUCUUCAUUCAACUACAAUUUCUUUGAAUGAAAUAGAUAAAUCAAUCAGUUUAGGUUGUGAUAAUCUAUUACAAAAAGAUGAAAUUAUAGAAUUAAACAUUCAAUUGAAUAAUGAUUUUGUUGGAAAGCAUGAUUUAUCUAUUGAAGAUAACUAUGUUUCAUCAAGAAAUGUAUCUAAUUGUGAUAAAAUAGAUGUUGACAACAGCCAUGAAGAACUUGAAUGUAAAUUAUCAGAGUCUAACCAAAAUAAUGUUAAUUUAGACAAUACAAACUUUACUAAUUAUAAUGAUAGCCAAUUGAUUGUCGAAGAUCAAUCACAAGAGAAAUUAUUAUCAAAUAACAAUACUUUAAGUAAUCCAGAAAUAACUUCAGAAGAUGCAUGUGAUAGUCACAUUAAUGAUCUUUCGUUCAAUAAAAUGAUCAACUCUAUAGAUGAUAAUAAAUUGUCUUCUUCAGUACAACCAUUGGAUCUUUCAAAUAAAUCUUUAUAUUCAAGACAAUAUUUAAAUGAAUCUAUAAAUUCAAAGAAAUGUUUCAAUGAAUUUGAUCCACAGUUGACUAAUGAAAUUAAUGAUACAAUAUUGACUAAAAGUAUAGUUUUAUUUAUGAAUCAUACAGGAAUAAUACCACCAAUAGGGAAUAAUCAACUUUAUUGUAAUUCAUGGAUUUCUAUAAUGAAUUAUUGUAAGAUGUUAUUAUGUUCUGCUCUGUCAGAUGAAUUAGUAUAUGCUAAAACUUUAAACUCACAAAAUUCAACACAUUUUAAUCGUCCUCUUAUGGAAGCUUUAUUGAAGUUAAAAACUAUGAUACCUGAUGAAUUGAUCAAUGAAGUGAAUGAAAAAGACCAAUCAGAAUAUGUAGAAAAUAUUGAUCAGUUAUCAGGAAGUUCUUUAACAAUUGAUACAGAUGUAUCAGAACAUGUUAAUCAUGAAUUACAACUAAGAAGAAUUCAGACAAUCAAAGAGGAUUUAUCAUGGAUAAGAGUGAAAAAUGAAUCCAACAAAUCUACAUGGUAUCAGAUUACGGAUACAAAUAAACUAGGAGAGUUGUUAGAGGUUCUUACUUUACGUGGAGUUAGAGAAAGACAACUGGCUAAAUGUAUUCGACGUUCAAAGGAUUUUGUAGAAUUAUCCAUGCAAGUAGCCUUGAAAAGAAAUUCUGAAUUUGAUGCUGCUAAAUGCAUGUCUGCUACCAGAUUCAACCCUCAACCUUUUCGAAUCCGUUCCUAUCGUCGUAGAGGACGGCGAAGUAUGAGAGGCCACACAAGGACAAAUGACGUAUCACUACACAAUUGUACUAAGAGCUGUAAUCAUAAAUUACUCUCCGAGAAAGGAUCACGAUAUUUCACCACACCAUCAUCAUGGGAAGCAAGUUAUUCACAUGAUAGCAAAGAGAUUGAACGUCCGCACUCAGCUCUCUCUCAUUCUGAUCUGCGUUACAGUGACGACUGUUCUAGUGAAUCUAACUUCGGUCUGACAACCACCUCUUCAACAUAUUCAAAACGCAAUCGUAUGGAUAUCUACAAUGGUUAUCCUUAUUCUCCUAAUAAAUCACUUCCAGAUGCAGUUAGUGUUACAAAUUCUAAAUACAGGUUUGUUGAUGAUAAGAAAUGGCAGAAGGAUGAUACCUUGACGGAGGAAUACGUCACUUUUAUCAAUGAAUGCCAACUGCUUUGUGAAGUAGAAGCUCUUGAGGAUAGAGUACUGUGUGCUAGCUUACAAAUUAAAGGAUGGACGGCGCCAACUAAAACACUUGAAGAUGAAACAAUUGUACUCAUCCCUCGUACAACAGUGAAACAAUCACCUUUUGAACAUUGGCCAAUUGAUUUGGCACGAAGUCGUUUAAUAAACAUUGAACAUCAUUUGGAACGUCGUUAUCUACUUCCACCGCUUAAUUCUGAAGUUCAGUUGAACGUUGUAUCCAAAGGUAGUACUACUGAGCUUACUCUUCUCCCUGAUAACAAGUGUAGUAUAAAAGAGUGUAAAGAUAUAGGAAAUGAAACUGAAGGAGAAAGUGAUAACAUGGAGCUUGACAAGUGUACAACUAAUCCUGGAGUUCAUGAUGACAAUAGUCAAACUUCCACACAUUAUCAAUUACCACAGAUCCAUCGUGUUAUCAACAAACAAGUUGACUUAAAUGAUGAAGGCGAGAAUUACACAGAUUGUAAUUCUCAGAUUCUUACCACACAUCUAGGUGAGUCAGACUUAACAUCAAAGGCUGUUACAAGUGAAACUCUUCCUCCAGGACUCAUUAACUGGCGUAAAAAUUUGUAUCAAGCGUCUGAUGUUAUGACAGUACGUCGUUCCAUGGAGGAACUGAUUCAAGCAAUUGCAUGGGAUAAGUCAAUUAUGAAAGUACUUUGUCAAAUAUGUAGACGUGAUAAUAAUGAAGCUUGUUUACUGUUAUGUGAUGGAUGCGAUCGUGGUUAUCAUACAUAUUGUUUUCGACCACAAUUAUCCAACAUUCCAUCCGGUGAUUGGUUCUGUUAUGAUUGUGUAUCGAAAGCUACUUCAAAACACUUAUGCUAUAUUUGUGGUAGAUGUGAAAUUGACGAUACAAUACAACAAAUGAAUAGUCAAUCACCAUCAGAUGUUAAACGAAUGGCAAUUUGUUGUCAUUGUUCAAGAGCUGUACAUAACAGUUGUGCUAGACCAACAUUUAUACGUAUCCCAAAACGAUGGUACUGCUCAAACUGUAUCAUUCUAAAGUAUUCCAAGCUUAAUCAUGAAAACUGUGAUUUACGACUAUCAAAAUCUCGUAGAAAACGUAAAGAAUAUGAAGAUGUGGCAGAUUACUCGGAAUCAAAUGGUAACGAAAAGAUUAAAAGGCGUAAAAUUUGUUCUGUUAACAACAAUACACAUACGAAAACAGAGGAUACAAGUUUAGAGGCGUAUAAAACAAUUAAUAAAGUAGACAAUACAUUCUUAAAACAGAAUCAAACCAGAAAAUAUCAGGGAUGUAAUAUUCCAGUGAAUAAAUCUAAAAGGAAAAAGUAUUAUUAUCUAGAAAAUCAGGUAGAAAAUCAAUUUUUGUACAAAUACACUACUUAA
This is a messenger RNA of Heterobilharzia americana, 3438 nucleotides long. The record is from the annotation of a GenBank genome assembly. NCBI's taxonomy places the organism in Eukaryota, Metazoa, Platyhelminthes, Trematoda, Strigeidida, Schistosomatidae.